AUGGGUGAAUACAUAAAGUAUCAAUUAUGUAAGAAGUUUUGGGGCUACUAUAAGAAAGGAGGUAGAAAAGGAGAGAGAGAGAGAGAGAGAGCGCGUGCUGGCGGGCGGGCCACGUGUGGGAAUGUUCCCGUUCCCACGGUAGUGGCCCACCUGGCAGUGCGCACGUCUUGUGCAUUGCUGCGGUGCAUGUCGCCUAUCGAUUGCCGAGGUAAUGAACAUGAUUGA
Nezara viridula (southern green stink bug) is the source of this 225-nucleotide messenger RNA. The record is from the annotation of a GenBank genome assembly. NCBI's taxonomy places the organism in Eukaryota, Metazoa, Arthropoda, Insecta, Hemiptera, Pentatomidae.